AUGUUCUGGGCAGCAAUUAAUGCUGGAGAUCGAGUUGAGAGUGCAUUAAAGGACAUGGCGAUAGUGAUGAAACAACUCGAUCGCUCAGAUGAAGCGAUUGAAGCCAUCAAAUCCUUCCGUGAUCUAUGCCCUCAAGAAUCUCAAGAAUCAAUAGAUAAUAUAUUGAUUGAACUCUAUAAGAAAUCUGGCAGGAUAGAAGAAGAGAUACAACUACUGAAAGACAAGAUUGAGAAGAUUGAGGAACUUUGUUUUGAUGGAAAGAGAACAAAGAUUGCCAGAUCUCAAGGAAAGAAAAUUGAAAUCACCAUUGACAAGGAGUAUUCUAGAUUAUUAGGUAACUUGGGAUGGGCACUUUUGCAGCUGGAAGAUUAUAAAUCGGCUGAGGAAGCUUAUAGAAAAUCGCUUUCCUUUGACCCUGACGAUAACAAGAAGUGCAACUUGGCUAUUUGCUUGAUUCACUUGAACAAGACAUCGGAAGCCAAAUUUCUGCUUCACAGCGUAAGAGCUUCAUCAAAAUAUCAGCAACUAGGGGGAACUCAAGUCAAAUCUUAUGAACGUGCUACUCAGAUACUGGGUGACAUUGAAGUGAAAAGUGAAGUGAAAACUAUGGAAACGCCUAUGUCUCUGAACAAGCCUCAGGACUUUACUCGAAAGGAUGAAGUAUCAAGCACCAAAAAGUCUUACUACACUCAGCCUCUACAUGGAAAGCAUAUCACAAGGUGGUCGCCGGUCAAUGAAGCAAAAUGUUUUGAUUUGCCACUGCCGAGGAGGAGAGCUUUGAAUUUUGAAUGCAGUAAUUCUAAAUCUUGGAAAGAUGACAGUACUUAUCCUUCGGGUGAUAGUGAAGUGAAAAGUGAAGUAAAAACCAUGGAGAGAGAAGAUGGUGCAUAUAUAGAAGUUCAGACGAUUUUCCCUUCGGUUUUAAGAAGUUCACAAGGUUUUCCAACCAGCAGCAGUGGCUCAGUUCUGCAAACCAACAGAACACCGGAUGAAUGUUCAGCACAAAAGAAGAGUUGGGCUGAAAUGGUUGAAGAAGACGACAACCAAAUGAAGCUAUCAAGUUCUACGGAUGAUUUUGCUGAUGAGAAUUACAAUAUAAACAUAACUCCAGAGACACCUAUGUCUCUGAACAAGCCUCAGAACUUGAAUCGAAAGGAUGAACUAUCAAGCAUCAAAAAGGGUUACUACACUCAACCUCUACAUGAUUAUCAGAUCACAAUGUCUUCCCCAGUCAAUAAAGCAAAACGUUUUGACUUGCCACCGCAGAGGAGAGCUUUGGAUUUUGGAUGCAGUACUACCAAAUCUUUGAAAGAGGGCAGUGUUUAUUCUUCUUCAAGUGGUCAUCUGAAGUCCAUGAAGACAAAGAGGUUGCAGGCCUUCCGAGAUAUAACACCCUGA
Messenger RNA from Oldenlandia corymbosa var. corymbosa, 1398 nucleotides. The record is from the annotation of a GenBank genome assembly. NCBI's taxonomy places the organism in Eukaryota, Viridiplantae, Streptophyta, Magnoliopsida, Gentianales, Rubiaceae.